This is a messenger RNA of Bacillus rossius redtenbacheri, 1947 nucleotides long. Its product is annotated as sodium-coupled monocarboxylate transporter 1-like. Bases 98 to 1855 code for a protein of 585 amino acids. The transcript has 13 exons. The record is from RefSeq and is a predicted model, not a curated record. Gene Ontology annotation, biological process: sodium ion transport; transmembrane transport. Gene Ontology annotation, cellular component: membrane. NCBI's taxonomy places the organism in Eukaryota, Metazoa, Arthropoda, Insecta, Phasmatodea, Bacillidae. Gene Ontology annotation, molecular function: symporter activity.
UGUCAGCGCUGCUGGCGCCUACCUGCUGAUCUCCCACAUCACGCCGGGACAGCGAGACCGCGGGGCCCGGGGACCGAGACCAGGAGGCCGAGCCGAAAUGAACUCGACGGCCGCCGCGGCGGAGGGCGUCGCCGCCUUCGGCUGGCUGAACCACGCUGUGUUUGCCGUCAUGAUGGUGGCGUCGACGACGCUGGGGGUGCUGAUAGGCGUGUUCGCCAAGCAGAGCACCGAGGUGGACUACCUGCUGGGGGGACGCGCCAUGAGCACCCUGCCCGUCGCCGUCUCCCUGGUCGCCAGCCACGUCUCGAGCAUCACCAUAAUGGGCGUGCCGACGGAGGUGUACCUGUACGGCACUCAGAUAUGGAUGACCGCCGCGGGCUGCAUCCUCACCGGCCUGGCCAUCGAGUUCGUGUACCUGCCCGUCUUCUACUCGCUGCAGAUCACCUCCACGUUCGAGUACUUGGAGAGACGAUUCAACAGGCAGGUUCGCGUGAUGGGGUCAUUCCUCUUUAUUCUGACCUCAGUGACGUCGCUCCCAAUUUUGGUGUACAUUCCAUCACUAGCCUUCAGCCUUGUUAGCGGAGUGCACGUUUACAUAGUCACUGUCGUCGCGUGCAGCCUCUGCAUGUUUUACACGAUGCUGGGCGGGCUGAAGGCCGUGGUGUGGACGGACUUCGCGCAGUCAUUCGUCACCGUCGGCGCAUGCGUCGCGGUGCUCGUGCUGGGAGCGGACACCGUGGGCGGGCCUGGGCAGGUCUGGAAGACCAACUCUGAAGGAGGACGCAUAGAGUUCUUCAACAUGGACCCCAGCCCCUUCGUCCGCAACAGCUUCUGGACGGUGACGCUGGGCGUCACGGUGAGCUGGAUAUGCUACGCGGGCGUGAACCAGGGCAUGGUGCAGAAGUUCCUCGCUCUGCCGACCCUCAGGGACGCCAGGCAAUCCCUUAUCAUUUUCACCGUUGGUAUCAUCCUGAUGAACUCGUUGGCGUGUUUCACGGGACUUGUCGUGUAUGCAACGUUCCACGACUGCGAUCCUAUAGGAACAAAGGCUGUGUACAGACCCGAUCAAAUCCUCCCGUUCUUCGUCAUGGAAACGGCAGCGAACAUACCGUGUUUGCCAGGGCUAUUUAUGGCGGGUAUUUUUAGCGCAUCGUUCAGCACUCUCUCGAGCAACCUGAACAGCCUGGCGGGCGCCAUAUUCGAGGACUUCGUGAAGCCGGCGAUAGAGGGCUCCAGGUGCGAGAGGCACGGGAACCUGAUCCUCAGGGUCUUGGUGGUCGCCCUCGGACUCGCCAGUCUGCUGCAGGUGUUCGUCGUCGAGAGGAUGGGCGGCGUGCUGGAGGUUGUAUACACCCUCCAAGGAGUAUCUUCCGGAACUCUAGUUGGGGUAUUCUCUAUCGGCAUGCUAUAUCCCUGGGCCAAUCACAAGGGCGCGCUGUGGGGCGCUGCGGCGAGCCUGUCGGGAGUCAGCUGGAUCGUGGUGGGGGCGAAGGUGGCCGCCGCGCGCGGGAGCCUCGAGUACCCCUGGCUGCCGCUGUCCACCGACGGCUGCGUCGACCUCGACGUCGCCGCCAACUUCACCGUGACGCCCGGCGCCGCGCACAGGCGAGCGACGACGGCCACGGACACGGACGUGUUCUGGCUGUACCAGCUGUCCUACAUGUACUACUCGGUGGCGGGCGCGCUGCUGGUGUUCCUGGUGGGAGUGCCGGUCAGCCACGCGACGGGAGGCUGCGACCCGGCCUCGCUGGACCCCAGGCUGCUGGCGCCCUUCCUGCGCCGCCGCCCCCAGCCCGCCCCCGCGCCCCACGAGACGGAGAUGUUGGUCGUCCGCAAGCGGCUCCCCUCGAGAUGACCUCGUCCCCAAACACACGAACAUGGUCUUCUCUCGCUGAGCUGUCUCCGGGGAAAAAUCAUCCCACGGAAAUACAUAACAAAUUAAUUUUU